AUGCCAAUAUUAUGGACUUAUUAAUGUAUAAGGAUCUAAUUAGAUGGGUUGAAAUGCUUUGAUUACAUUGAGAAAAUGUUUAAAACUGUUUAGAAAUUUAUGCUUUACUUGGAAUAUAGGAUAGCUAAUGAAUUAGAAGUACAAAAGAUAUUUGUGUAAGAUUGA
This is a messenger RNA of Paramecium primaurelia, 165 nucleotides long. The record is from the annotation of a GenBank genome assembly. NCBI's taxonomy places the organism in Eukaryota, Ciliophora, Oligohymenophorea, Peniculida, Parameciidae.